Protopterus annectens (West African lungfish) is the source of this 1904-nucleotide messenger RNA. RefSeq names its product transmembrane protein 263 (gene TMEM263). The transcript is spliced from 3 exons. The record is from RefSeq and is a predicted model, not a curated record. NCBI's taxonomy places the organism in Eukaryota, Metazoa, Chordata, Ceratodontiformes, Protopteridae. Bases 250 to 600 code for a protein of 116 amino acids.
GAGCACGUUGGUCUGCGUAGUGCGCCACGUAUACAACUACAGGCGGGCAGAAACAACGAGAAACUAGUUUUCCCUGAGGUCUAUUAGUGAUUUGGACCUUGUUCUCUUAUCUUCGUUUUUAUGUAGUUAGUCAGCAUUGAUUCGCAGUAGUUGUUGCAAUCUAGACUUUUACGUGGAUGAACACUGUUUAAAGACGCAGCAUUCAGGGAAAACGUUAAAGCAGUUUGUUGAACAUUUAGGCUCAGGACCAUGAAUCAGACAGACAGAGGACAGACUGAAGUUGCUUCAUAUAUGCGUGAUGAACCACAAGAUGGUCCUUUAAAGGAGCAUCCUCAGCAGCAGCCUGGAAUACUGUCUCGAGUCACAGGUGGCCUUUUUAGUGUGACAAAAGGUGCCGUGGGUGCCACAAUUGGUGGGGUAGCCUGGAUUGGAGGGAAGAGUUUGGAAGUAACUAAAAGUGCUGUUACAGCUGUGCCUUCAGUGGGAGUGGGGCUAGUCAAAGGAAGUGUAUCUGUAGUGGCAAGUGGCGUUUCUGCAGUUGGUUCUGCUGUUGCAAGCAAAGUACCUUUAACUGGCAAGAAAAAAGACAAGUCUGACUGAAGGAAAAAGGAAGUGAAAAGACUUUGACUCUGGGUGAUGAUUUUCCCUAAAUGGGAGACUUAUUUUGAGCACUACCAAAGCUGGGGCCUGUGAUGCACAGAAAUACAGAUGAAAAGCCAUAUUUUCCAAGAAAUGCAUUUCUUUUAAUGGCUGUAUUUAAGCUAAUUGAGCCAUUUUUCAUCUGAAAUAAGGACAUGAAGGGUUUGUUGUAGUACUAUCUGUGAAUUUUUACUGAGAUGCAUAUUCUGUAGUAUUUUUUCUCCCCUUCAUUCAGAUUAUAUUCCUCCUUUUCAUAGUAUAAGCAAACUGGUGUAUGCGAUUUCAAGUGAAGCGUAAACUAAUGAAAGUGAACUGAUGCGUAUUGGGAGGCAAUUUUCUGACAGAUUUCUCCUAGCUUAGGACUUUUCAUUAUAAUUUCAUGUUGGACAUGGUCUGAGUAGCCAUUUUUAUAUUUGAUAGCUGUGUUCAUGUUUUUUUCUGUUCAGUGGAUGAAAGUUUCCUAUGAGAUGGUUAUUGAACUGAAUGAAGCACAGUGUCUCUUUGUGAGAAGUAAAGAUUUAGUUAUUCACUGUCUCUCAGUAAGAAUCCUGUUUUGUCAACGCCUGCAUGCUUCGAAUUCAUAAAGAGCUUGUUUUGUUUGCUAGAAAGAUUUACAGUAGAUUCUGGAGGCAUCAUGAGUUCAUGUUGAUUUCCAGGCCAUUCAGCAGUCAGACUGCUUAGAGUCCUGGGGCUCCUAUUAAAUAUUUUGCAGAAAGCUGCAGUUUUGUAUACAUUGUUGUUUUGAUAGUCCCUCACAUUCCUUUUUUUUUUUUCCAUAGGAAAAAUAAGAGCAAACCAUUUGUGCACUGUCUUGGCUCAUCAUACAUGGCAAAAGUGUGAUACUCUAAACAUUUCAAAAAUUGUUUUCUAAGUUGUAUAGUAAACUUUUAUAAAGAUUCUUAAAUGGUGCAAGUAAAGCCAUUUUGUAAUAACACUUUGAACGAAGAGACAGAAAGCUGCUUUGGAUAAAUAAGAAUUGAUGCACUGUUGGUGUUUACACACUGAGAUUAUUUAAUUCAUACUUUGUUUUAGUGCAUCAACAUAAUGCAGAAGCAAAGAUUUAUUUAAGAAAAUUCCUUUGCAUUAUGUAUUUAGUGUGCCAAGAUUGUUUAUUUAAAUGAAAGCAUGACCCUCCGUAGUACUGCUUAAGACAAGAAUAAGAUCAGUGCCAUGCACUUGAUCCUGUAGAGAGAGGGAAAAAAUGUUCCCUGUGGAAUCUGCUGAAAUAGCUUUUUUUUAUUCUGUAUUAAAUGUUUAUUCUUAAA